This is a messenger RNA of Kogia breviceps (pygmy sperm whale), 999 nucleotides long. The record is from RefSeq and is a predicted model, not a curated record. Lineage: Eukaryota; Metazoa; Chordata; Mammalia; Artiodactyla; Physeteridae.
AUGCAAGAGGGCACUUUGCUACUUCAGGGGGAGGAGCCGGAAACAGAGGUGGAGAAGGGAAAGCAUGAGGUAGGUGAAGUUCCUGAUGGAGCUGUAAAACCACCCACAAACAAACUACCCGUUUUCUUUUUUGGAACUCAUGAGACUGCUUUUUUAGGCCCAAAGGACAUAUUUCCUUACUCAGAAAAUAAGGAAAAGUACGGCAAACCAAAUAAACGAAAAGGCUUUAAUGACGGUUUAUGGGAGAUAGAUAACAAUCCGAAAGUGAAAUUUUCAAGUCAACAGGCAUCAACUAAACCAUCAAAUGCCUCUUCUGAUGUUGAAGUUGAAGAAAAAGAAACUAGCGUUUCAAAGGAAGAUACUGACCAUGAAGAUAAAGCCAGCAACGAGGAUGUGACUAAAGCAGUUGACAUAACCACUCCAAAAGCUGCCAGAAGAGGGAGGAAGAGAAAGACAGAGAAACAAGUAGAAACCGAGGAGGCAGGAGUCGUGACUACAGCAACAGCACCUGUUAAUCUAAAAGUGAGCCCUAAAAGAGGACGACGUGCAGCUACAGAAGUCAAGACCCCAAAACCAAGAGGCAGACCCCAAAUGGUAAGACAGCCCUGUCCUUCGGAGAGUGACAUGGUGACUGAAGAAGACAAAAGCAAGAAAAGGGGGCAAGAGGAAAAACAACCUAAAAAGCAACUUUCAAAGGAUGAAGAGGGCCAGAAGGAAGAAGAUAAGCCAAGAAAAGAGCCAGAAAAAAAAGAGGGGAAAAAAGAAGUUGAAUCAGAAAGGAAAAAUUUAGCUAAAACAGGGCUUACGUCAGCCUCUGAUUCUGAAGAGGAAGGAGAUGAUCAAGAAGGUGAAAAGGAGAGAAAAGGUGGAAGGAGCUUUCAAACUGCUCAGAGAAGGAAUAUGCUGAAAGGCCAACAUGAGAAAGCAGCAGAAGAUAGGAAAGGCAAGCAAGAGGAACAAAUGGAAACUGAGCACCAAACAACACGUAAUCUACGGUAA